Molecule: messenger RNA, 11034 nt
Organism: Crotalus tigris (Tiger rattlesnake)
Lineage: Eukaryota; Metazoa; Chordata; Lepidosauria; Squamata; Viperidae
Gene: PIEZO2
Product: piezo type mechanosensitive ion channel component 2
Exons: 54
Coding region: 1226-9745 (2839 amino acids)
Biological process (GO): cellular response to mechanical stimulus; regulation of membrane potential; detection of mechanical stimulus
Cellular component (GO): plasma membrane
Molecular function (GO): monoatomic cation channel activity; mechanosensitive monoatomic ion channel activity
Source: RefSeq, a predicted model, not a curated record
UGCUGUCCAGAGCGACCGAGAAGCAGCAGCCACAUCCCCGGGUCUGUCUCUCCCAGUAAGGCGCAGGAGAAGGGCGCUCGGUUUUCGGGCCGUGCCCUUCCCGAAGAAAGAAGGGGAGACAACGUGGCAGCUUCGGCCUCUGCUCCCUUGCACACCUGCACGGCGUCCCUGGUAGGCCGUUGGGCCAGUCCUUCUUCCACGCCUCUACCGCCGUUUUUUUUCUUUUGGCGGCCCUACGGAGAUGGGAGAUGAUGCCGAUGGAGAACGUGGACGGUUCAGGGAUUGACAGGGAACUUCGCUAAAGGAACAGCAGCCCUUGACCUGCGGCUAGUUCCCGCCUGAAUAUAUCCAGUCUUUGGUCCCAGCCCGAACCUCGAGUGAGUCCCUCAGCACCGAGACAGAACUGGCUCCGACGGGAGGUGAAGUCCCGCCGCCUCCAACUCCGGCGCAGGAGAACUCCCAGACUUUUUCGUCCUUAUCUCGCUAUUGGUCAGGAUAAGCCAGACAGCCCGUCCGGGCCGCCCACUCGAGCGAGGCGGGGCCACGCUAAAUUUCAUUGAGGUGGAGGAAAGUAGCAGCGGCGUUGGGCGGGAGCUUCGCAGCGAGGAAGGCGAGCUGGCGCGCCGCUCUUCUGGCCCCGGUGGCGCAGGGUGCGCUCGCCGCUCGGCAGCUCCGGACGCUUCCCGCGAUGCCUCCUCCCUAGUCCUUGGGAAGACUGGGUGACUUCUCGCCUGGAGCGCGCGGCUGCGUCCCGAGUUCUGUUCCCCGACUAGGCGGCUCUUGUUACGGCCGGGAAUCUCGGUCGUUAACUCUCGGGAUCCGUCCAGGGUCGACGCGGCCGGCUACCAUGCGCCCAUUCAGACGGCUUGAAUAGCAUAAAGGCAGCCCUCGGCACCCCGCCCCCGCUCCCAUGCCGGGCAGGGCAAAAUGGUUGUCAAGUGAAGAAAUUUUUUUCCUUAAAAAAGAAAAAGAAAAACUCUCUUUGCGGCAGAAACGAAGCGCCUUGAUUGAAACUUCGAUUGGUCUUGACGUCGGCGGUUGUUGGAGGUUUUGACUCACCCUAUUGAGGGAUUUUUAAGCUGAAGCCCGAGGGACGGGCUUCUUUGCUCUAGCCCUGAAGGAGAGCGGACCUAAGAAAGUUGCCGGUGCCUGCAGUAUAUAGACAGUGCAAGCGGACGGCUGUCCUUUGUUUCUCUAAGGCUCCUCUUGGUCCGAUCUCCUAGCGAUGGCCACAGAAGUGGUGUGUGGACUAAUCUUCAGAUUGCUCCUUCCCAUCUGUCUAGUCACUGCAUGUGCAUUCCGCUACAAUGGACUCUCAUUUGUCUACCUCAUCUACCUCUUACUUAUUCCACUGUUUUCUGAACCUACGAAAAUAACAAUGCAAGGGCAUACAGGGCGGUUAUUAAAAUCCUUGUGUUUCAUGAGUUUAACAUUUCUGCUUGUGCACAUCAUCUUUCAAAUCACAAUAGCCAGCCUUGAAGCUGCAAAAACUAUUCAACCUAAUUAUAACUGUUUGACAUGGGAAAAAGCACUAAGACAGAUUGGAUUUGAAAGUGUCAAAGGGGCAGAUGCUGGCAAUGGGAUCCGAAUUUUUGUUCCUGAUAUUCUCAUGUUUAUUGCUAGCCUGAUCACAUGGCUUGUGUGCAGAAACAUUGUUCAAAAGCCAGUACAAGAAAAUUUGGGAGAAUAUAAUGCCCAGUUUGAAAAUGAAGACAUGAAUGAAAUUGAGAGAAUAGAGGCGGAAGAUGCAUUAAUAUGUGAAGAUCUAGAUGAUGCAGAAUGUGGAGAGGAAGAAUUUGAAGAAACGACAAAAUUAAAAAUACUUCGCAGAAUUGCCUCAAUAGCUUCCAAAAUGAAGGAAAUUAUUGGUAAUCUUAUAACCACAGCUGGAAAAGUUGUUGUUACAAUUUUACUUGGUACAACAGGAAUGAUGUUGCCUUCCCUGACUUCAGCUGUAUAUUUCUUUUUAUUCUUGGGCUUGUGCACAUGGUGGUCCUGUUGUCGAGCAUUUGAUCCUCUGAUCUUCAGCUGCCUUUGUGUGUUAAUGGCAAUAUUCAGUGGAGGCCAUUUAAUUGCACUUUAUCUAUAUCAGUUACAGUUUUUUCAGGAAAUCAUUCCACCUGGUGACUUUUAUGCCAGGUUGUUUGGUAUCACUCCAGUUAUUCAGACUAACUGCUCAAGCACCUGGAAACUCAUAACCAACCAAAAUUUGAAUUGGUACCAUCAUACCAACCCUAUCUUGCUGCUACUCUUGUAUUAUACCCUAUCAACUCUGAUUCGACUUUGGUUAAAUGAACCAAUUGUACAGAUGCCUGAUGAUGACAAAUCAGAUAUAAAUAAGGAAGAAGGAAUAGAGUGCACUCCAAUUCAAAUAACUGCAGACAGAAGACGCAGCUUGUGGUAUACCAGUCACUACACAACUGAUGAGAAAAAACUUUUGUCAAUGACUCAGGAUGAACACAAGCCAUCUGAUGUUCUGCUUGUGACACUGAAUGGUACACCUGUUGAUUAUCAAAGCAUACAUCCUUUGCGCCCUAUAGAAAAUGGACCUGCCAAGACAGAUAUGUACUCAAGACCACAAUACAAGUGGGAUCCCUCGGCUAAUGAGGAGGAGGAAGGGGAGGAGGAGGAGGAGGAGGAGGAAGAAGAAGAAGAAGAAAAUUCAGAGGAAGAAAAAAACUCCAAAGUUCAUGCAAUGGUCACAGUUUUCCAUUUUAUCAUGAAACAGAGUUAUGUCUGUGCUUUGAUCGCUAUGAUGGCCUGGAGUAUUACUUACCACAGUUGGUUAACAUUUAUAUUAUUGAUAUGGUCUUGUAUACUUUGGAUGCUUCGUGACCGAAGGAAAUAUGCAAUGAUAAGUUCACCUUUUAUGGUGGUUUAUGGAAAUUUAUUAUUAACAUUUCAAUAUAUAUGGAGUUUUGAGCUGAAUGAUAAGGAACUUCCUCAAGUUUCUGGAUUUCUAGAAAGGAAAGCACCUCCUGAAUUAGGAUCAAAGAUACUUUUUGGACUUACUUUUUGGCUGCUGUUGAGACAACACCUCACUGAGCGAAAGACUUUGCAAUUAAAUGAAACUGUUUUGUCAGAGGUCAAAAUUGGAGAGGAAGAGAGUGAAGAAAAAGAUGAGGAAUCCCAAAAAGAAGAAGAAGAAUCCCCCAAAGAGGAAGAGAAAGAGGAAGAUGAAAUGGGGGAAUUAGAGGAGAAGGAAGAGCAGGAGGAGGAGGAGGAGGGGGAAGAAGAAGAAGAAGAAAAUGAUGUCAUGAAAGUCCUAGGGAACAUGGUGAUGGCGAUGUUUGUUAAGUACUGGAUUUACGUCUGUGGAGGAAUGUUCUUCUUUGUCAGCUUUGAGGGAAAAAUUGUCAUGUACAAAAUCAUCUAUAUGAUGCUCUUCUUGUUUUGUGUAGUCCUAUAUCAGGUUCACUAUGAAUGGUGGCGACGAAUUCUGAAAUACUUUUGGAUGUCAGUUGUAGUUUACACAAUGUUAGUACUUGUUUUCAUUUACACAUAUCAAUUUAAAGCAUUCCCUGACUUGUGGAAAAACAUGACAAACAUGAAUGAUGAUCAGCUAAAGGAUCUUGGUUUAGAACAGUAUUCCACAGCAGAAUUAUUCACUCGCAUUUUUAUCCCAACCUCCUUUCUAUUGGUAUGCAUACUGCACUUGCAUUACUUCCAUGACCGUUUCCUCCAACUCACAGAUUUAAAAGCCAUAGUCAGCAAACAAGACAAUGCCAUUUACAGAUUGGUGCAUCAAGAUGAAAGCUUGCCUGAUCUCACAAUGAUGAAUUUGAAUGCCAACACUGAACAGGAAGAGGAAAAGAUGUUGCAAGAUCAAGAAAAAAUGUUGCAGGAAGAAAAUGUAGUGGAAAGAAGAGAAAGUGAAAAUGAAGUAGAUGAUAAUGAAAAAAAGGAAGAAGAAUUGGAUGAAGAAGGUGAAAGUGAAGAUGAGGAUGAGGAUGAAUCGGACACAGAAGAAAUAUCAGAUUUAAGGAACAAAUGGCAUUUGGUAAUUGACCGUCUAACUGUACUUUUCUUGAAGUUCCUGGAAUGCUUUCAUAAGCUUCAAGUUUUUGUAUGGUGGCUUUUGGAACUACACAUAAUCAAAAUUGUGUCAUCAUAUAUUAUAUGGGUAACAGUAAAAGAGGUUUCUCUCAUUAACUAUGUGUUUGUGAUUGCCUGGGCUUUUGCUCUGCCAUACUCUCAGUUCCGUCCAUUGGCAUCCGGUGUCUGCACAGUUUGGACCUGUGUGAUUAUUAUCUGUAAAAUGUUCUACCAGCUUGAAUCUAUUAAUGUUGCAUCAUUUUCUAUCAGUUGUCCAAUGCCUAAUACUACUGAAUAUCAGGAAAGCCUGAAUGAAUCACUUCUCUACAAAAAACCCAUUGAUCCAACUGAGUGGGUUGGAUUAAGAAAGUCCUAUCCACUGCUUGUGUACUUGAGGAAUAACCUGCUGAUGCUGGCAAUUCUGGCCUUUGAAGUUACUAUUUACCGACACCAAGAAUACUACCGAUGUCAUAAUAAUCUCACUGCCCCAGAAACCAAAACUAUUUUUCAUGAUAUUACCAGAUUACAUUUGGAUGAUGGCAUAGUCAAUUGUCUUAAGUAUUUUAUAAACUACUUCUUCUACAAAUUUGGUUUGGAGAGUUGUUUCCUCUUGUCUGUAAAUGUAAUUGGUCAGCGAAUGGAUUUCUAUGCAAUGAUCCAUGCCUUUGCUUUAAUUGCUGUUUUGUAUCGGCGGAGAAGAAAAGCUAUUGCAGAAAUAUGGCCAAAGUACUGCUGUUUUCUGUCAUGCAUUAUUACGUUCCAGUACUUCAUAUGUAUUGGCAUCCCACCUGCACCUUGUAAGGAUUACCCAUGGAGAAAUCCAAAUGCCAACUUCAACUCUAAUAUCAUCAAAUGGUUAUACUUUCCAGAUUUUAUUGUUAAACCAAAUCCAGUCUUUCUUGUGUAUGAUUUCAUGUUACUACUAUGUGCAUCCUUACAAAGGCAAACAUUUGAAGAUGAGAAUAAGGCUGCGGUACGCAUCAUGGCUGGAGACAAUGUAGAAAUCUGCAUGAACCUUGAAGCAGCUUCAUUUAGUCAACACAAUCCUGUUCCUGAUUUUAUUCAUUGCCGAUCUUAUCUAGACAUGAGUAAAGUGGUUGUGUUCAGUUAUCUCUUCUGGUUUGUUCUCACUAUCAUCUUUAUAACGGGAACCACUCGGAUCAGUAUAUUUUGUAUGGGAUACUUGGUAGCCUGUUUUUAUUUUCUACUUUUUGGAGGAGAUCUGUUACUAAAGCCAAUCAGGAGCAUCCUUCGAUAUUGGGAUUGGCUGAUUGCUUAUAAUGUGUUUGUGAUUACAAUGAAAAAUAUAUUAUCGAUAGGAGCAUGCGGCUACAUCAAGUCAUUGAUCAACAAUAGCUGUUGGGUGAUUCAAGCAUUCAGUCUGGCUUGUACAGUUAAAGGUUAUGACAUUCCUUUGGAUGACCCAGAGUGUAAAUUGCCAAGCGGAGAGGCAGGAAUAAUCUGGGACAGCAUUUGCUUUGCUUUUCUGUUGCUCCAAAGAAGAGUUUUCAUGAGUUACUACUUCCUUCAUGUUAUUGCUGAUAUUAAAGCUUCACAGAUUCUGGCAUCCAGAGGUGCUGAACUUUUCCAAGCCACAAUUGUGAAAGCUGUAAAAGCAAGACUUGAGGAAGAGAAAAAAUCAAUGGAUCAAUUGAAGAGACAGAUGGAUCAUAUCAAAGCCAGACAACAGAAGUAUAAAAAGGGUAAAGAAAGGGUGAUGAGCAUGAGUCAAGAAGCCUCAGAUGAGCAAGCAAUUCAAAAGGUUGCUGAAGAAGAAGAAGAUGAUGAUGAUGGAGAAGCAGACAAAGAAAAAACCAAGGGCAAAAAAAAGCAGUGGUGGCGGCCUUGGGUUGAUCAUGCUUCCAUGGUCAGAAGUGGAGACUAUUAUUUGUUUGAGUCGGACAGUGAAGAAGAGGAGGAGGAGGAAGGAAAGGAAGAGGAAGAGCCUCCCAAAAGAUCUGCUUUCCAGAGAGCUAUUGCGAAAUUUGCUUCAGCCAUUUUAGCCUUGCCAAAGUCUGUUAUUAAACUGCCCAAAACUAUUCUUCAAUAUUUAAUCAGAGCUGCAAAGUUUCUUUAUCAGGCCUGGAUUACUGAUCCUAAAACUGCCCUACGACAGAGGCGCAAAGAAAAGAAAAAGAAUAAAAAAAGGCAGAAAGUAUCUGAUGAAGUUGAAAUAGAUAUGGAGGGUGCAGAAAGAGAUGAACCUGUCAAAAGUAAAUCUGAUGGCCCUGAUAAUAUCUUUAAAAGAAUAUAUAACAUUUUGAAGUUUACCUGGGUUCUUUUUCUGGCGACAAUAGACAGUUUUACAGCUUGGCUAAAUUCAAUUUCAAGAGAGCAUAUUGAUAUCUCCACAGUAUUAAGAAUUGAGAGAUGCAUGCUAACUAGAGAAAUAAAAAAGGGAAAUGUUCCAACUCGAGAGAGUAUCCAUAUGUUUUACCAGAACCAAAUAAUGAAACUUUCUAGGGAAUCAGGAUUGGAUGAAAUUUAUGAGCCUGGACAGGCUGAGAGGACUGCAAGUUUAGAAUCAGCAGCUUCUCGUGACAGUGAAUCCAGCUGCUGCACGGAAGCAACUACACUGUUGUUGUCCAGGCAAUCUACCCUUGAUGAUUUAGAUGGUCCAGACCCUAUUCCUAAAACAAGUGAACGUGCACGACCUAGGCUUCGUAAAACAUACAGCAUGGAUAUGUCCUCCUCAUCCGCUGACAGUGGCAGUAUAGUAUCAAGUGAGGCUACCCAAGUCACUAUGCUAUAUUCCCGUCAGGGAACGGCAGAAACUAUUGAAGAGGUUGAAGGGGAAGACCAUGAAGGAGAAGAGGCAGAACCUGAACCUAUAGAAGAACAUGAAAUGGAAGAUUAUUGUAUGGAUUCUGAAGGAGCUGCAUAUAUUUCUGAUACAGAUAUGCCAUCCUAUUCUGGUUUAGAUGGCAUUGCUGAACCCCCUCCUUCAUAUAGCAAAGCUGUGAGCUUGGAACUUUUCCCCUUAGAUAGUUCCCAGGAUGAUUCAUCUAGUAGAAACCAAAUGAUAGUGAGCCCAGAUGAAAAUCAGUCUGAAAAACCAGAAGAUUCUAUUCUUCCACCUUUGACACAUGAACUGACUGCAAGUGAAUUACUACUUAACAAAAUGUUUCAUGAUGAGGAACUAGAUGAGUCUGAGAAAUUCUACGCUGGUCAACCUCGACAUUUGCUUCUUAUUUAUGCUCUAUAUAAUACACUUGUAGCCCGCUCAGAAAUGGUGUGCUAUUUUGUGAUCAUUCUUAAUCAUAUGAUCUCUGCCUCCACAAUUACCCUUGUGCUUCCUAUCCUCAUCUUCCUUUGGGCAAUGCUAUCUGUUCCGAGGCCUAGCAAACGUUUUUGGAUGACAGCUAUAAUCUAUACCGAGGUUACAAUAGUGAUAAAGUAUUUUUUCCAGUUUGGAUUCUUUCCUUGGAAUAAACACUUAGAACUAAAAAAAGAUAGACCUUAUUUUGCUCCUAAUAUUAUUGGUAUUGAGAAGAAAGAGGGGUAUGUGCACUACGACCUUGUUCAACUACUUGCUUUGUUUUUCCAUCGGUCCAUUUUAAAGUGUCAUGGAUUAUGGGAUGAGGAAGAUGGAGGAGACAAUGGGAGUAGUAAAGAUGACUCAGAUGACGAGUUGGCUGAAUCAUAUAGAAGAGAUUCUGCUGACUCUUUGAUGUCAGUCAAUUUGGCAGCAUCUGUUGAAUCCAUACAUGUCCAUUUCCCAGAACAGCAAACCGCCAUCCGCAGGAAAAGUUCAAGCAGUGGCUCACAUUUAUCACAGAGAUCCAGCUUCUCCUCUCACCGUUCAAAGAGAGGAAGUACCAGCACACGCAACAGUAGUCAAAAAGGAAGCAGUGUAUCAAGCAUAAAAAGGAAGUCAAGAAAAGAACUUCUAAUGGAAAAACUGAGAGAACAAUUUAUCAUUGCAAAGGCAUUUACAAUUAAAAAGGCACUUCAAAUAUAUCUGCCCAUCAGACAGUUUUUCUACAAUCUUAUCCAUCCGGAAUACAGUGCUGUGACAGAUGUUUAUGUCCUGAUGUUCCUAGCUGAUACUGUGGACUUCAUUAUAAUUGUCUUUGGAUUCUGGGCUUUUGGGAAACAUUCUGCAGCAGCAGAUAUUACAUCUUCAUUAUCAGAAGACCAAGUCCCAGAGGCCUUCUUAGUGAUGGUACUAAUUCAGUUUGGAACCAUGGUAGUAGAUCGGGCACUGUACCUGAGAAAGACAGUCAUGGGAAAAGUCAUCUUUCAGGUUAUCCUUGUUUUCGGCAUACACUUUUGGAUGUUCUUUAUCUUGCCCAUAGUUACAGACAGGAAAUUUAGUCAAAACAUAGUUGCCCAGCUUUGGUAUUUUGUGAAAUGUGUUUACUUUGGAUUAUCGGCAUACCAGAUACGUUGUGGCUAUCCAACCCGCGUACUUGGCAAUUUCCUUACAAAAAGUUAUAAUUACGUAAAUCUCUUUUUAUUCCAAGGGUUCCGCCUAGUCCCUUUCUUGACUGAAUUGAGGGCAGUUAUGGACUGGGUUUGGACAGAUACCACAUUAAGUCUUUCCAGUUGGAUCUGUGUUGAAGAUAUUUAUGCUCAUAUAUUCAUUUUAAAGUGCUGGCGAGAGUCAGAAAAACGAUAUCCCCAACCAAGGGGCCAGAAGAAAAAGAAAGUUGUGAAGUAUGGAAUGGGUGGCAUGAUUAUUGUCUUGCUGAUAUGCAUAGUGUGGUUCCCGCUGCUCUUCAUGUCUCUAAUUAAAUCUGUUGCAGGUGUCACAAAUAAACCUCUUGAUGUAUCCAUCACAAUAACUUUAGGAGGUUAUCAGCCUAUUUUUACAAUGAGUGCCCAGCAAAGUCAACUAAAAAAUAUGACAAAUAGACAAUUUAAAGACCUCCACAGAACAUUUAAGAAGGAUACUGGUGCUUUACAAUUUCUAGAAAACUAUGCUAUAGAAGAUAUAACAGUGGCUCAGCUAGAAGGCAGCUCAAAUUCUUUAUGGACCAUCAGCCCUCCUAGCAGAAAAAAUAUGAUAAAGGAGCUCAAGGCAGAUAAUCCUGAUUUUUCUUUGGUUAUUUCAUGGAACAUUCAAAGAAAUGCCUCACUUGGAGCAAAAGCAGAAACAGUAACAGAUAAAAUAUCUCACAAUCUACCAGCUGAUACAAGAAAAAAAAUUGCAGCAAUGAUGGAAAAUCCAAAUCUACAUGUAAACCACUUUGUGACACUUGCUGGAGUAUAUCCACAUUAUGUCAAAGCACCUAGCGAUAAUGCUGCAAAACCUAUAAAACAACUUUUGGAAGGUGGGAAGUUUAAAGAUAUCACUGUUUCACUAUCCAAUAAUAAUGUGUCUGGUGAACUUCAUGAAUGGUGGGUUUUAAAUCAGAAGAACAAAUUUUUGGAGUCAAAUAAAACUAGAUUGGAACUAAUUGUGUUCAGUGACAAAGUCAGUCCUCCCAGUCUUGGAUUUUUGGCAGGUUAUGGAAUCAUGGGUUUAUAUGCUUCAGUUGUGUUGGUAAUAGGAAAAUUUGUCCGUGAAUUCUUCAGUGGAAUCUCCCAUUCUAUUAUGUUUGAAGAGCUUCCUAACGUGGAUCGUAUCCUAAAGCUGUGUACAGAUAUCUUCUUAGUGCGGGAGACUGGUGAAUUAGAACUAGAGGAAGAUUUAUAUGCUAAACUAAUAUUCCUGUAUCGUUCACCGGAGACUAUGAUCAAAUGGACUAGAGAAAAAACGAAGUAAUCUAAUUGGAGUUCACAAAAUUUGGAAUUUUUUUGGGAAAAAAAUAAGCACAAAAUUCACUUUUAUAAUUGGGAAGCGAUUUUUUGUUCAUGGAAUUUGCUUGCUUCCUUAGAAAGAAUUUUUUUUCAGAUGCAACUAUUAUUAACAUCAGAGACUUUUUCUUUUUGAUUUAGUGAACAGCAUUAUCUGCAACCACAUCUAAGUUAAUUCUAAGCAGAAAAUAAAAACAGAAUAUGAGAUCUUUUGUCUGAAAAGAAAUCUUGAACUGUGCAAUUUGCUGUUUAACAUCAAUAAUUCUCAAGGAUCUACUACUAUGAUCCAAGUUGCCCUUCUAGGAAGUCCAAGGCAAUUAAUCACAGUUGGUGCUGAAGGCAAUUUUAUUAUUUGCAUUUCUAAGAAAACAUCUGUUAAAGACUAAACAGCCAUACAGUUUUGGAGGGGAAAAGAUCAAGUGAUAUAAUCAUUAACUGCCUUAUUUUAUUUAAACAAUUAAAGAAGAUAUUGAAAACAUCAGUGACUUUACUCAGGAAAAUAAACUGUCAAUCUUCAACUAAUGGAUAGUUAUAGAGAAAUAUUGUGAUGUUUUUGCUGGGGCCAUUUUCUCCAUCUGACAAGAUAGAUAUUAAAAAGAAAAAUAAAGAAGACGUUGAAUCAUGAACAGCCUUUGUGGGCUAAUCUUUUUCUUUAAUCACUACAAUGUGCUUUCCCCUAUUUUGACAUUUUAAUGUAAUGAUAUGACUUAUACUUAGCAUUUCCUUCCAGUGUUUCAAGUUUACAUAUUCCAAUUCCCAUUUUUAUGUCCAAGAUGUCUUUUUAAAAUUCCCAGUCAUGAGAAAGUAUAUAUAUAUAUAUAUAUAUAUUGAAAUGGGCUUUUCCUAAAUUAUUGCUAUAAGUGACACAGGCUGUUUAGCAAAAGACACUGUAGCAUGAAUAUUUAGUGCUGAAAGGUAGUUUUCAUUUGAUGAUUUAAAACACAUUAUUUCUUAACAUUAAUUAAUUAUAAUUACAAUAUGGUAAGAAAUUAUGUCAUCAUUCCCAAAUAUAAUGCCGUUCAAAGGUAAUGGAAGUGCUAUUCCCGGAGCAUCAGGUUAGCUGGACAUGUUGGGGAUUGUAGGCUCAAAACAGCUGCAGGGAGCCAAGUUGGAGAAGGAUGGAAUAACUAGUUUUCAUUCCAUACCAAUUUCAAACAACGUUCUUGUUGCAAAGACCAUCUUAAAAGUAUUUUUCCUAUGCUUGUUUACACUGAAUGAAAUUCUCUUUGUAUAAAUUAAAUAUGUGAAAAUUGUGAA